GAGAGAUACCUCUGAUAAAGCGCUGCUUAUCCGUUAACACAUUUCACACACAUCGGAAUUGCCAUACUGAUUCACUUCCGGUUCUCUGGUAUCUUCCCCGCGCCGGCACGUCACAGCUCAAGAUACCCACCGAGCACUCGCACUCGAGUAGACGACUGAUUUUCUUCUGGAAGACGUUCAGUUCCUCUAAUUGACCUCCACUGGGCUCGCUAUCCCGUCGAAUCCUCCCUCAAACUUGGACUUUCAUCAAUUCCAUCCGCACACCAAGCAAGAGCAAGCAAACAAGCCUAACAACAAAUCCAGACACACCUCUCUCUCCAUCCUCCCAUCCUCUAUACUACCAAUCCAACCCCGUAAAAGAAACACACAUGCACCCCACAAACCGCCGCGGCCCCGGCCAAAACCCGCGCCACGCCCACGGCCAACAAACCCAACCCAUCCUAAUCGACGACGACGACGAAACAUACGACAUCAUCCGCCAACCACCCCGAAACCACCCUCCCCCGCGCCAGCAACCCAUCACCAACUUUGGCUACUACGACGACGGCGACCAAGACAUGGAUGAUGACGAGGACGAGGACGAGGACGAAGAUGACGGGGACUACACAUAUACCUACUACACCCACACCCAAUCCCCAUCAAACCAACACAACAACAAACUCCGCACGCGCGCCCGUGAAGACCGCCACGCAGCGCUCUGCAUCCUCCUCGACCGCGAACUCCUCAUGCUCCAAGCGCUCUCGCACAACGAGACCCUCCCGCAAGCACGACGACGAUUCUUAAGUAAAAUGAUGGCGCCGCAGGAUAACACGGAUACGGGCGUGAUCAGGGCGGAGAGGUAUACGAUUCAUGUGCCGGGGAGUAACAGUGGGGGUGGGGCGGGGCAGUAUGUUACUGUGCCGAGGGGCGUGGUGGAUGUGUGUGAGACGGGGGAUGAGGGGUGGGGGAGUAAGGAGGGGAGGAGUCAGCCUGCUUCGCCGGCGGCGUCGCCGUUUGGGAAGGGGAAGAGUCGGACGCCUACUCGUCCGAGGGCUUCGACGCCGGGGUCUGCGAACAGGCGGAGGAGUGGUGCGAGGUAA
This is a messenger RNA of Aspergillus glaucus CBS 516.65, 1079 nucleotides long. RefSeq lists its product as uncharacterized. The record is from RefSeq and is a predicted model, not a curated record. NCBI's taxonomy places the organism in Eukaryota, Fungi, Ascomycota, Eurotiomycetes, Eurotiales, Aspergillaceae. The transcript has 2 exons. The coding region runs from base 369 to 1079 and encodes 236 amino acids.